Molecule: messenger RNA, 5162 nt
Organism: Eleginops maclovinus (Patagonian blennie)
Lineage: Eukaryota; Metazoa; Chordata; Actinopteri; Perciformes; Eleginopidae
Product: transferrin receptor protein 1-like
Exons: 18
Coding region: 154-2466 (770 amino acids)
Biological process (GO): intracellular iron ion homeostasis; iron ion transport
Cellular component (GO): external side of plasma membrane
Source: RefSeq, a predicted model, not a curated record
AGUUAAAGCUGCAAGACGCAUGGUCAAGGACACCGGCUCUACUACAUCAGAAAGUAAGGAAGCAGCAGGUAGGAGCAGAACCUCGUGUCAAAGGCUGUCACAGAAGAAGUCAGCGGGUCAAAGCUGUUCGGAGAAAAGAAGAUUGAAGCAACCAUGGACCAGGCAAGGUCAACAAUAUCAAAAAUUUUUAACGGGGAGCCUCACUCCUACACACGUUUCAACCUGACCCAGAACAUGGAAGGUGAUAACAGCCAGGUGGAAAUGAAGCUGUCGUCGGACAUGGAUAGGGAGACAGGGGGCAACGGCGUGGGAGACCACCACAAUUACAACUCCAACUGCAAUCCCCAUGUGGCUCAAAAGAUCGAGCGCACACCAAAGAACCUCUGCUUCAUGGCUGUCGCCACCUUGCUCAUCUUUGUCAUCGGCUACUUGAUUGGCUACUUGGUUCAUGAGAAGAAGGACUUGGUUCCCACGUGUGUAGCCUCCAAGGUCCCUUUUGACGAAGUUGUUGCCGUCGAGACGGGUGCUGCCCCCCUCAUGAACUGGGAAAAGGUCAAAAAGCUGCUUGCUGAAAAAGUCUCGGCAGACAAACUUGAUUCUGUCUUUAGUGAGUUCUCCAGUGACAACCAUCGGGCGGGUUCCCCGGGUGAUGAAGCUCUGGGAGAAAAGGUGCUCAAUAGGUUCAAAGAGUACGGGAUGAAAACCUGGACUGACGAGCACUUUGUUAAGGUUCAGGACCCCCCAGCGUCUGGCUACAACACAUAUCAUUACAAGGAGAAGGAGGAGCAUCCAGAGGGAUUCCUGUCCUACAGUGCCAACGGAGCAGUAAAGGGUCAAGUCUUGUAUGCGUUUUUCGGGGAGGAGAAGGACUUUAGGACGCUGAGAGAUCAUAACAUCAAUAUGACUGGCAAGGUCAUGCUGGUCAGGGCUGGUCGGAUCAGCUUUGCUGAGAAGGUAGCCAAUGCUGCCAAAAUGGGUGCUGCUGCUGUGCUGAUCUACCCAUACCCCUCUGAUUCCUCUUUUGGUGGAACCACUGAGCUCUAUGGACAUGUCCACCUUGGUUCAGGGGAUCCCUACACCCCAGGCUUCCCCUCCUUCAACCACACCCAGUUCCCACCUGUCCAGUCCUCAGGCCUGCCAAAUAUCCUGGCCCAGACCAUCACCUUCGACAUGGCCAACAGCAUUCUGAAAGAGCUGGGGGGUCCCGAUGCGCCGGAAGAGUGGGUAUCCUCCAACAAACUUGGCAGUCGCAACGAUGUUAUUACUGUGAACGUCAACAACGUGCUCAGAGAGAAAAAGAUUACUAAUGUCUUCGGGGUCUUCAAAGGCUUUGUGGAUCCAGAUCGAUAUGUGGUCAUUGGCGCACAGAGGGACGCCUGUGGUGCAGGUUUUGCCGCAUCAACCGUCGGCACCAGCGUCCUUGUCGAGCUGGCACGCUCCAUCUCAGAUAUGGUGAAGAACGAUGGUUUCAAGCCCAGGAGAAGCAUUGUGUUUGCCAGCUGGAGCGCUGGAGAGUAUGGGAGUGUUGGCGCUACCGAGUGGCUGGAGGGCUAUCUUUCCUCUCUGAGCAUGAAAGCCUUCGCUUACAUCGACCUGGAUGGAGUUGUAACGGGUCAGAAUUAUUUCAGAGUGGCAGCCAGCCCCUUACUGCACGGCCUGAUCGAGAGCACUCUGAAGGAGGUGACCUCCCUGAACAAAGCUGUGACUCUCUAUUCUGAAUUCGCAAAGAACAACUUGGAAGCCAAUGUGUUGGAGCCUCUGAAGUUGGAUAACGCUGCGUAUCCUUUCCUCGCCUUUUCGGGCAUCCCGUCAUUAUCGUUCAGAUUCACCUCCGGGAACUUGGACUACCCGUUCUUUCGCACCAUGCUGGACACCCGGGCGAAACUGAACCUAGCCACGUACAGCCAUGUGCCCGACCUGGCGGCGAUCGCCACGCGGUUCGCAGGUCAUAUGGUGCUGAGGCUGGUCCAUGAUCAUCUGCUGCGCAUGGACGUGAUGAAGUACAGCAAAAUCAUAAGUAGUCGCGUGUCUCAGAUCAACAACAAGUUCAACUCUGUGCUGCGGGUGCAGCCGCAUGUGUUGCCCAAGGCGCUGACGAUGCAAUGGCUGAUGUCUGCCUACGGCUCCUACAGCCGAGCCUCCUCCAAGCUGGCGUCAGACAUCCAGAACAGCAACAUGGAUGACAUUGAGAUGUGCCGUAUCCUUAACGACCGCAUAAUGACGGUGGAAAGGAACUUACUGUCCCCCUACACGUCCCCCAGAGAGAGUCCUUUCCGGCACAUCCUGAUGGGCUCCGGCCCCCACACUAUGCAGGCCCUCUACAGCCACCUGGAGGCCCUGAAGCUGGAAAACCCCGAAGCGGACGCCAACCUGUUCCACAACCAGUUCGCCCUCACCACUUGGACCAUCCAGGGCUGCGCCAACUCGCUGGCAGGGGACGUGUGGGCUCUUGAUAAUGAAGUCUAAAACAAAAAGUAACUCUCUCCACUUCCUCCCUCGUUGAUAAUUUGGUCGUCUUAUUCACAGCCAACAAAGUAAAACAGCUUUUUAAAAUGAAUCUAAGCUUAGAUUAAAGUUGAGCCGUUCCGUAAUUCUUUCAACAUUUGAGUCAUGGAGCUCAUGUUUCUCCUUUCUGAAAUUCUCACUGAUAUAAAAAAAGCCUUACGCCUUAACAAGAUGGAUGUUUUUCGUUGCAGGAAAUGCAGUAUUGUGAAUACUUCGGUGCUAGCAACAAUUACCUUCAAACGGCCCCGUUACGUGGCACUUAAAAUGAGUCACAGUACGUCUGUGUAAAGCUGUUCAGAUAAACAAAACACAAAAUGCCAGUAUGAUACGAGCUAAUGAUCUCAAAUCCAAACUGCUGGUCUUAUUACUGCUGCUGUCGCCUCGUGUUUAAACCUGAAACCUUUUUUAUCGGAAGUUUAAGUUUCCUUCUGCGGCAAAACUUGCAACUCUGUUCAUAGUCAGCAAUGUGUGAGUGGCCUAAAUGGAGCAGAGGAUGAAUUGACAAUUAAACCGCAGUUCUGUUGCACUGAAUUAGGGCUGGGCAAUAUACCAAUGUAAUAUCAAUACCUUGAAUAAUUUGGAUAUCAUUAGUGAUGUCACUUCCUGCAUUUACAGGAACAGUACAGUAAAUUGAUGACAUUAUCUUACUUUGAGAUUACUGUUCUAGGAGUCAUAUUUUUUCCUAAGUAGUUGAAUUACUGAUGCUAUUUAUCCAAAUUGUGAUUGUAUUACUUUUACUUUUAAAAUGCACCAAUGGUCCACCCUACAUUAUCCUCACGAUAUUGCUCUAUUUGGUCGAAAUAAUAUGGCCCAGCCCUACACAGAACUUGUUUAAAAAAUAUGGACAAUUGUCUGUUUUCGCUGGCGUCGUUACAAAGUAAUUCCACGCUACAAUUAGCAAUAAAAAUAAAUAAAAAAUGAACGCUAGGCCUUUGAAAAACCAAGGGGGAAGGUCUGAAGGCACUGAAACAAACCGUACGUCUAUUUAUUGUGUUAUUUAUUUAUCAGUGGCAGGGUUCACUAUAAAUAGUAUUUUUUAUUGCCUUUUAUAAAAAAUGAGAAAAAAAAUAAUAGUGUAUAAUUAUCGGGAGCAGUGCCUUCCAUAAUUAUGACAGUUAUACUGUCGAAAUAUCAAGAGCAGCAUCUGCUUAUAAAGAAGUGUACAUGUCGACCAGGACUGAGUUACGAACAAUCACUAAACGAUAACAAUGUACAACUCCGACGUCGUUCUUUUCCUUGUAAACUGACACUGGAUUGGUCUCUUAGUUGAGGCCUGAUCACGCCUCUGGCUGGAAGGUCCGGUCCCUCAUCAUGUACACUUCUCAUCCUCACAACAUUAUCGGAAGCAGUGUCUUCCAUAAUGUGAAUAAAAGAAGAAGGUAGUUUUUGCCUACCAGUGUGUGUCCGUAUCGGAGGCAGUGCCCUCCAUAUUUCACUGUAGGAGUGGAUGUUUUAUUAUCGGGAACAGUGUGUCCCAUAAUGCUUGUAAAUAUACAGAACAUUGCUGCACCAUGUCUGCAUCUUUAGAUCCCAUUUUCACCGUGCUUAUGUUUCCCGCUUAUGAAAAGCUUAGACAUUGGCUCUUAUGGAAGAGGAUUCCAGCCUCGUGUGAAACCUUUUUGAGAUUUUUUCUAAGAAAAAAGUCUAAAUUCAGAAAUUAAAGUCAGAAGUUUGACUAUUAUCUCUGAUCUCUGAUUUUUAUCUCUUUACUCAAAAAACCUUUGGUCAGAUCUCAAAAUUGUGUUCACAUGUGGCCCUAAUCCUCUGCAGUAGGCUCUUUGUAAAACAUCAGUAACCUAAAAAAGCUAAAUUUAAAUUGUUAUGGGUUUAUUUGUGUAUCAUUUUAAUCUGAUAAGGUGUCGUCUUUUCUUUCGGUUUCAUGGAAGUGUAUUUUUUGUGUUGUAACGAACAUCUUUGCGGCCAGUGGUUAGAGCGGUGGUCACCUCUUACAAAAAAUGUUUGUUUUUGAUGAUUCAAUCCGUGUGAACGUUACAUUCUAUCUUUUUGUGUGAAUUCAUUGUUGUUUAAAAUUACCUUGUGCCUUUUUUGUGUGUCAUGACUGCAUAAUAGAGCUGAAUGUCUACAUACAGUACUUAAAGACUUUGCGCGUUUGACUUUAGUUUUUUUCUGUUGUACGCUAGAAUCAAAAGUUACUGGGUUAAAGGCCUGUUAACACUUUGUUUUUUUUAGAUGAUGUCACUGGAUUAUGUAAAUUGUUAAACAUCAAUGCAUAUGGGAUUAAACAAUUACACAGUGAAUGUAACAGUAGUUAACCUGGACUUCCUUUAGCUAAUCUGCUAAAUCUGGUCACACAAAUUCUUGUUUUUUUAAUGAAAUACACUGUGCCUCGGCAAAAAAACUUAAAUUGUUUAAGAUCACCAGCCUCUUUAAAAUGGUCCAAUAACCAUUUAAAGUUUGAGAGAUUAAACUGAUAUGUCCUGGAAGUUACAUUACUAAUACUGGCAUCUUGCUGAGGAUACAAACAUAGAAAUGAGGUCGCCAUACCGGUCUUUGUUGGACUUUCAAGUUCCAAAAGUGUGGAUAAAGAAUGUGUUAGGAAAUUGUUGAAAUAACAAUGUCUUUUCUUUUUUCUUCGACUGUAUACAAAUUUGCUUCGCUUCACAUUUUCGUUGCUGCAAUAAACAAUCACAUCACAA